Molecule: messenger RNA, 5191 nt
Organism: Pseudonaja textilis
Lineage: Eukaryota; Metazoa; Chordata; Lepidosauria; Squamata; Elapidae
Gene: TYRO3
Product: TYRO3 protein tyrosine kinase
Biological process (GO): positive regulation of kinase activity; multicellular organism development; nervous system development
Cellular component (GO): signaling receptor complex; plasma membrane
Molecular function (GO): protein binding; ATP binding; transmembrane receptor protein tyrosine kinase activity
Source: RefSeq, a predicted model, not a curated record
AGGGAGAAGCAAGAAGCCGCUGCCAAGACUUGGAGAAGGAAGUCGCGGCAGCCGAAGGAGGGAGCUCCGCGCCGGGCCAAGCUCAACUCGCUCGGCGGGCCCGAUGAACUCAGUGCACUGCGGGAAGGAGGCCGGCAGAGGGGGACCUUCUCGACUUGUUGGCCACAAGCUCAGGGAAAGGGAACAGAGCCGCCGGCCGAGCCGGCGCUGGUGGGGUGCCUGGCGCUGCCAUCUCCAGCCGCUUCUUCUUUUCCCGGCUUGCCGGGCGCGAACGCGUGGGCGCCGAGCCCCUCUUCGCGCCCAGAGCGAGGGGGCGCGGACGGCUAGCUUCUCUUUCAGGGAAGGGGCGUCGUUGGUUUUCCUCCCCCUUUCCCCGCUCCCUUGUUGCUUUGCCGCCCGCCCGGUCUCCCUUUCCCCCUUUCCCUCGCCUUCCUUUCCUCCCCGACUUUGAAUUUUGGGGUCCGAGGCGAGAAGAGCGCUUUGGAGGUCGCAAGGAGGAUGGUGAUAAAGAUGAUGAGGGGGAAGAGAUGGAGAUGAAGCAGACUAUGCAGAUGCGGGGACUCCUGUUGCUGUUGCCGGCACUAUGGGCUCUGUUUUCGCGGGACUUCAGGGCUGUCACAGAAGCAAAAAGGGUUGGAAUACCAAUCAAACUGACCGUCUCUCAGGGGCAGCCAGUGAAGCUGAACUGCAGCCUGGAGGGAAUGGAAGAACCAGAGAUGCUGUGGAUCAAAGAUGGAGCUGUGGUGCAGGGUAUAGACCAGGUAUACAUUCCAGUAAAUGAAGAACACUGGAUAGGCUUCCUCAGCUUGAAGUCUGUAGAUCGGACAGAUUCUGGAAAAUACUGGUGCCAAGUGGAGACCAAUGGGAAGAAAGAGGAAUCACAACAUGUAUGGCUUAUUGUGGAAGGUGUUCCCUAUUUCACUGUUGAGCCAAAAGACCAGUCAGUUAUCCCUGGUAGGCCUUUCCAGAUGGCUUGUGCUGCAGUAGGACCACCUGAGCCAGUGACAAUUGUCUGGUGGAUGGGUGAUUCUAGGCUUGGACAUCCAGACAUCUCUCCCUCCAUUCUAAAUGUGCCAGGUAUUAAUCAAAGCACAGUUUUCUCCUGUGAAGCCCAUAACAUAAAGGGAUUAUCUUCAUCUCGGACGGCCAUUGUACAGAUUAAAGCAAUCCCUUUUCCACCUCUCAAUGUGACAGUCACUAAGAUCACCAGCAACAAUGCCAGUGUCACUUGGCAACCUGGAUUCGAUGGCCUUUCCCCCCUACACGCUUGUACGGUACAGAAGGUAGCUGAGCUGCAGGAUGAGGUGGUCACCGAAGUUUUCUCUGUCCCUCCCUUUGCACGGGCUUUGCCAGGUUUAAAGCACGCCACCAAUUACAGUGUUCGAGUUCAGUGUUCUAAUGAGAUGGGCAGCUCUCCUUUUUCAGAUUGGGUCUAUUUUCAGACCUUGGGAUUAGCUCCAAAUUGUACUCCACAAAAUGUACGCAUUAUCCAAAGAGAUUCUUGUCUGAUUUUGGAAUGGGAAGCAGUAGCUCCAGCAAUGUUUGGGGAGAAUACCUUAGGAUACAGGUUGGAGUGGAGCCAAGAUAACAUAACUCAGGGGGAAUUGAUUGUGAAGGAAGCAAGAGCUAACCUUUCUAUGUGGAAUCCCUUAAAAGACCUUCUAAUCAAGGUCUGUAUACUCAGUUCAGCCGGUUGUGGACCCUGGAGUGAGCCCUUACUGCUUACAUCCCAAGAUUUAAUAGGGGGGCAAAGGCAGCCUCUUUAUGGAACAUCCUGGGUUCCUGUGGUUUUAGGAAUUCUAACGGCGCUGGUUACAGCAGUUGCCUUAGCCCUAAUUCUUCUACGGAGAAGAAGAAAAGAAACUCGAUUUGGUCAAGCCUUUGGCAGUGUGGUUGGAGGUGAUCCUGUAGUCCAUUUCAGAGCAGUGCGAUCAUUCAACCGAGUCCCAGAGCUUAUUGAAGUAACGUUGGAUAGUAUAGGAAUCAGUGAUGAAUUGAAGACCAAAUUGAAAGAUGUCCUAAUCCAGGAACAACAGUUUACUCUGGGAAGAAUGCUAGGCAAAGGGGAAUUUGGUUCCGUCAGGGAGGGUCAAUUGAAAAUGCCUGAUGGCUCUCUCCAGAAAGUAGCAGUGAAAAUGCUAAAAGCUGACAUCUUCACUUCCAACGACAUAGAGGAGUUUUUGAAAGAAGCUGCUUGCAUGAAGGAGUUUAACCAUCCACACAUUACUAAAUUAAUAGGGGUCAGUUUGCGUAAUCGGCCUAAAGGUCGCCUUCCAAUCCCAAUGGUUGUCCUACCCUUCAUGAAGCAUGGAGACCUUCACUCUUUUCUACUAAUGUCCAGGAUUGGAGAAAACCCCUUUACUUUGCCACUUCAGACCCUCUUAAAGUUUAUGAUUCACAUUGCUAGUGGCAUGGAAUACCUGAGCUCCAAAAACUUUAUACAUAGGGAUCUAGCUGCUCGGAACUGCAUGCUGGAUGAAAACAUGAACGUCUGUGUUGCUGAUUUUGGGCUUUCAAAAAAAAUCUAUAGUGGAGAUUAUUACCGUCAGGGCUCUGCCUCAAAGCUGCCAGUGAAGUGGCUUGCAUUGGAAAGUCUGGCGGACAAUCUCUACACAACUCAUAGUGAUGUGUGGGCAUUUGGUGUGACUAUGUGGGAAAUUGUGACCCGAGGGCAAACUCCAUAUGCAGGCAUUGAAAAUGCAGAAAUUUACAACUACCUCAUCAGUGGAAACAGACUGAAGCAGCCCCCAGAGUGCCUCGAAGAUAUCUACGAUCUCAUGUGCAGAUGCUGGCAUUUGGAACCCAAGCUACGUCCAAGCUUUGGAGCUCUGAAACUGCAGCUUGAAAUGAUUUUGGCAAGACUGUCAUUGCUUUCAAACAGCCAGGACCCUCUUUAUGUCAACGUUGGGAGAUCCCAAGAAGCUUGCAGGAGCGAAGACACCAUGAAUUGCCCUUUUGGAGUCUUGAAUGGGGAAACAGGAGCAAUUGCUGCUGUGACUAGUGACUACCGUUACAUUAUGAACCCGUUGUGCCUUGGAAACGAUGCAGAAAGUGAGAGACAUCAGGAUUUAUCUGACGGAGAAGCCCAGAGCCUUCUUUACGAUCUAGAGAUGGGAGCAAAACUAUGUUAGCCCAAACAAACAAACAAAAACAAAAAACAGACUUUACUUCUCCCUCCAAUAAGAUGUGUGUAUCUUAUUGUAUCAUCUUAUGGUAUCACCAAACAGAGACGGUUGGAAGCUGCUUUUAACCAACAGAAGUUGUCGUAAUUAAUGUCAGCGGCACCUGUGGCUUCUGACAGCUGUUUCAGAGCUAACAUCUCAAAUUGACAGAAUCACCUCCUGGCCUUCCGAGAGAAACCCUGCAAUUGUCUGUGAAAUGCAGUGGGGGUGGCCUCUAGACAGCCUGCUGAAUCGCAGUAUUCUCCUUGGGAAUUGGGGUUAAGUACUCUGCAUAUUUUGGGGUGAAGGGUUUGUUUGUUUUUUGCCUCCUAACAGAUACGGGAGAAGAGGCAUGUGCCACAAACUCCGAACCAUGGAUGCUGUCUUUCAGAGCAUGAGAAUCAAAGAGCCUAAUUUAGCAGUAGCUACCUCAGUGGUCCUCAAACUGGGUUCUAGACAGCUGCUUCUCUACAAUGAAGAAAGACUGGGCUUUUUCUCAGAGUGAUGUUUAGUAGGCAGAGGAAAACGCUUCUGGAAAGAUAAGGAAAUUGAGCAAGAGUGUUCCGAUUUCCCUCUUUUCCCAGAGGUUCCUGUUUACCUACCUUUUUUUCUUCUUCUUUCUGAUUUGAAUCAUGCAGGUUUCCCCCACCCCCCCCACCCCACAUUUAUAACAAAACUGACCACAUGGGGACUGGUCAUUUAUGUGAAUAAUGCAAAAAUAAUAGACAUCUGCAUUGGAACAAUUUGGCAUCAAAAUCAAAAAUCUUGGACCCAUUUACCUGAUUGUAAUCCCACAAAUUUAGUGGGAUUUACUUAUGAAUAGGUAUUAAAAAUUCUGCAAAAUUCUGUUAGUGGGCACACUUUGGGGCAUUUAGCUUCAUUUCCGUUUCUGUCUAGCUACUACAGUGAUGUGACUGAAAUUGUAGCCUUCUUUUCCCUAUGUAUUCCUUGGGAAUGUGGGGAAGCUAAACCUCCACAAAAUGAAAAACUAAGUGCUGAGGGGUUUCAUAUGGGUUAUAAGUAUAUAUUGCUUAUAAGUAUAAGCAAUAAUAUUUUAUUGCUAUGAAAACACUCACACGAUAUCUAAAUUAAAGGAGGUAAUUCUUUUAAAAAAUAUAUUAAAAUUAUGCAUCUAUUCUGGCACCUUUUCUUUUUAAAAUAAAUAUUAGCUCUGCUAAAUAAAUGAUUGACUGACAUCAAUGGAAUACUUAGGGUUUUUUUUUUCCUAAUACAGAGAAAGAGCUGUUUUCAGUUUGAAAGCUUGAGAAUCACUGGCUUGUUAAAUUAAAUGUCAUCUUAAAUGCUUUUCAGCUUUUCUGUAAAAAUUAAGUUCCAUGCAUUAUUUUGUGCCUUCAAGUCUUGAUUUCUGAUACAGCUACCUAAUUCAGCAACAUUCCAGUCACAAUAGGAAAGUACUAUAUCAUGUGCUUUCAAAUGAAAUGUCAAUGAAUACAUUUAUUUUUUUCUAGCUACCGUAUUUCAAAUAUAGUAUAAGCCUUUGGUCCCUAAUGUGAUGCCAGAAGCAACAAUGUGCCUACCAGUACAUUUCUUAACAUCUCCAAAUAUCUCUACCUUACCUGAUUGUAUUUAUUUACAUUCAUUUAGUAAACAACGAUUGGGAAGCUAGCAUGUUCUAAAACACAGCACCAGCGUUAAAUUUCUAAUAAUAUAACUGGGCUCUCAAAGUCUCUGACAACAUUUUGGGAAAUUAAAAUGGGCAAUGUCUGCAACUUUGGGUUUUAUUUUCCUUCUAAUAUGUUUGUGACUAACCUCAUUUAUCUUGGCAGCCAUUUGGUGGGAAAGCCUAUAGUAUUCUUUUAAAAUGCUCAUUGAUUUAAAAAGGUUAAAAAGGCUUAAAAUUGUUAGCCAUACUCUCUUUGUUCAUUGCGUUCACCAAAAAUAUUUCUUCUUCACAAUUGUAGAAAAUUAGUAAUGUAGAAUUUCUAUAAAUCUAGCUGUCAAAGAAAUCCUCAUGAGGGACCUUGAUAAGGUUCUUUCUACCUAUUAAUUAUUUUUUUCAAUCUUUUUUU